This is a messenger RNA of Salpingoeca rosetta, 4068 nucleotides long. RefSeq lists its product as uncharacterized. Gene Ontology annotation, cellular component: nucleolus; intracellular anatomical structure. Gene Ontology annotation, molecular function: RNA binding; ATP binding; ATP hydrolysis activity. NCBI's taxonomy places the organism in Eukaryota, Choanoflagellata, Craspedida, Salpingoecidae. The coding region runs from base 74 to 3901 and encodes 1275 amino acids. The transcript has 26 exons. Gene Ontology annotation, biological process: maturation of SSU-rRNA from tricistronic rRNA transcript (SSU-rRNA, 5.8S rRNA, LSU-rRNA). The record is from RefSeq and is a predicted model, not a curated record.
GUUUCGCACGCUUCUUCGAGUCGCGCCAGCACCCACGUGUUUUGUUUGUUGGAGCCGCACGUCACGACGCACGAUGGAGCAUCACAAGAAGCGACGCUACAAUGACAAGGCCCGGCAGUCCUCGCAGAAGGACAAGAAGCCGAAGGUGCAGCCACUGCUGAGUCGCCGCCAAGUCAAGAUCUUGGAAAAGAAGCUUCAGCGAAAGAAAAACAUGCAAGAGCUGUCUGGGCUGCUGAAGGAUGUUGCUGAUCGCCGGUUGUCAGAGGACAAGUCACAGCAGCUGGCGGCAACAACACAGCUGUCCCAAGGACGCAAGGUGUUGCGGAAGGCCCGCCGGCAGCAGCGAGCAGAGGCGGCACGGCUGCGCAAACUUGCCGAGGCCGAACAAGAGAGCGAAGCGCAGCAGGAGCUUGAUUUGGCGGCAACCGGCGGGAUCGGCGAGUACAGGGAUGCCGCUUCUGUUGCCGCGCUGAUGCAGUCCGUCAAGCGCGAGGAGGCCAGCCACCACCAUACCGAGGGCGAUGGCGGGCACAUGGAUGAAGGCAACGACGACGAUGCCGAGGACACAGACAGUGGCGACGACCACAACGACGAUGAGGAGAUGGCAGAGGAACUGGCACAGCUGGAGGCAGAGAGCGAAAGCAGAAAGGCACACAGCGGCGCUGCCGGUGCAGACAAGGACGUGUCAUAUGCAGAGGCGCUGGCAAAGGCGUGGGAAACGAGCGAUGAUGGGGACGCCACUGCAAGCGGCAGCAAGGGUAAAGAAGCAGCAGCAGCCGGUGCAACGAAGAAAGGAAGGCAAGCAGGCAAGGCUGGGGUCACCAGCGCAAGCCUUCCAGGGCUGACCCGGCGUGUUGUGUUGGUGCAACGCAAGCAAGCCAUUGACGAGGUUCGCGCCAAACUGCCUGUUGUUGGGCAGGAGCAGGAGAUUAUGGAGGCCAUCAACGAGAACAGCGUUGUUGUUGUCUGCGGCCCCACGGGUAGCGGCAAGACAACGCAGAUUCCGCAGUUUCUGUACGAGGCAGGAUACAACCAAGGGUAUGGCGGGCAGCAGCUGCUGAUUGGCGUGACGGAGCCCCGCCGUAUUGCUGCCAUCAGCGUCGCUGCGCGUGUGGCGGAGGAGCUUGCACUCACACCACGCGACGUCUCCUACCAGGUUCGCUACGAGAACACGCUGACGGCCCAGACGAAGAUCAAGUUCAUGACCGAUGGUGUCUUGCAAAAGGAGAUUGAGCAAGACUUUGCGCUGCGCAAGUACUCUGUGAUUGUGAUUGACGAAGCGCACGAGCGCUCCAUGCACACGGACAUUGUUAUCGGUCUCCUCUCGCGCAUCAUCCCCCUCCGUGAACGCAUGCACCGUGACUCGCUGAAACUGCACGGCGCCAAGUCUGAUCAAGUCGUUGCCCCACUCAAGCUCGUCAUCAUGUCCGCCACCCUCCGCGUUGCCGACUUUACGCAGAAUGCGCUGCUCUUCCCCAACAUUCGCGUUCCCGUGCUCGAAGUUGAUGCCCGCCAGUACAAGGUCACCACCCACUUCAGCAAACGCACGCGCGUGGACCAAGACCCCGUCACCUCCGUCACCAAAGCUGUGUCGCGUAUCCACCGCCGCCUCCCACCAGGCGGCAUUCUCGUCUUCAUGACCGGACAGGCUGAGAUUUUGCAGACGUGCCGCAAGCUGCGGGAAAUGUUCCCAGCGUCACUCGCGAAGAAGAAGGAGGAGAAGGAGAAGGAAGCAGCAGCAGCAGCAGCAGCAGGCGAGCAAGGAGGGGUGCAGGGCAGGAAGAAGAAAGGAGGAAAGAAGAAGGGGAAACAAGGUGAUGUUGUGGUGAAGGAGGAGGAGCCGGAGGACCUUCAAGAGCCGCAAGACGCAUCAGCGAAAGCCAUGGACACGGGCGCAAACGAGACGGCGAACGACAAUGACAAUGACAACGACAACGACAAUGAUGGCGAUGGGGCCGUGGAUGAGAGCCAGCUUGCUCGGAACGAGGACGAGUUUGAGGUUGAGGGGGAGGACACCGACAUUGAUGCGAGCGACGACGAAGCCGACGAUUACGAGCACAGUGAGGACGAUGAUGAUGAUGGGGAUGGUGGUGGCAGUGGUGUAGGGCCAACUGCGCGCGGCGUGGGUGCGGUGAAACAAAGCAAACCCUUUACGCAGCUGGCAGAAGAUGAGCCCCUGUAUGUCCUGCCGCUCUUCUCAAACCUCUCAAAGAAGGCCCAAGCAAAGGUGUUCCAACGAGCACCAAAAGGGUUCAGGCUGUGUGUUAUCGCAACAAACGUGGCAGAGACAUCCAUCACCAUUCCUGGAAUGACAUACGUUCUCGACACGGGUCUUGUGAAGAAAGCGCUGUACGAUCCCAUGACGGGCGCAACGUCGUUCAAGGUCGACUGGACUUCGAAGGCAUCGGCAAAGCAGCGAGCUGGUCGUGCUGGUCGUACGGGCCCUGGCCACUGCUAUCGCCUCUACUCCUCCGCUGUGUUCAACGACUUUUUCGCCGAGCACAGUGAGCCCGAGAUUUGCAAACUGCCGGCAGACGGGCUCAUUCUGCAGAUGAAGGCAAUGGGGAUUGACAAGGUGAUCAACUUUCCCUUUCCAACGCCGCCUAGCAGAGCUUCGCUCAAGAAUGGUGAGCAAACGCUGCGAAAGCUCAAUGCCCUCGACACAAAGGGAUUCAUCACCAACAUUGGCCGCGCAAUCUCAAAGUACCCGGUUGCGCCGCGUUACGGCAAGAUGCUCGCUCUGGCCAAGCAUUAUGGCUGCAUGGAACUCGCUGUCGCCAUUGUUGCCGCUCUCACUGUCCAGAAUCUGCUGCACACGCAAGACGUUGAGCUCCCUGGGCCAGAGGAGGAGAAAACAUCCGAUGACUCAGCAGCCGCGAAAAAGCAGCAGAAGAAGGAAACGCCCCCACCGCUGGUGAAGGUCUCAAACUCGCAGUGGAAAACCAUCGGUCGGCAGAAGGACACGGACUUUGCCGUCUUGCUGGCGGUCUUGGGCGCCUGCGAUUUUGAAAUCAAACGAGGCCACGAUCUGGAGGAGUUUUGUGCGCGUAUGCAUGUGCGCAGCAAAGCCAUCACGGAAACACGCAAGCUGAGGCAACAACUGAUGGCACUUGGCGAGUCGUCGAGCAUGGAUGCGUCUGAGAAGACGGAUAUCGACGUUGGCAAAUCGCAGCCGCUCGAAGCGCUCCCAGUCCCGGACAACAGCGUGCUGACACAGAUCAGGCAGAUCACGCUGGCUGCGUUCCCCGAUCACGUGGCGCGACGCGAAGUUGCCGGGACAGCAACACGCUCUGCCGCUUACCGCUGCACUGCCGUGCAAGGCCUCGUGUACAUCCACCCGUCGUCCGCGCUGUACGGAACGAACAACGAAUUUGUCGUCUUCCACAACUUGAUGGAGUCCAAAGGGCGCCAUUUCAUGAAGGAUGUGACAGUGAUCUCGCGUGUGUGGAUCCCGAAGCUUGCGCCAGUGUGCUGCAACUACUCAAAGCCGCUCGAGGACCCGUCCCCGCGCUACGACCCGAAGGCGGAUGACAUGCGCUGCUACGUGACGGCGACAUACGGCACACACGAGUGGCCGCUACCCGUGCAGGAGGUCUCGUUCCCGCAGUCGCCCGAGCGAUACAAACACUUUGCAAAGGCCUUCCUUGCUGGCCAGGUGGUUGAGAAGCUGAAGGAGUUCACACCCAAACUUCUGAACCGCCCAGACAUCAUGUGCAAGAGCUGGACAAAGGAGCGUGUGACGCGAUUGCUGUCGGCUCUGAUGAACGCAAAGGUCUCAACGCGACGUGAGCUGCUCGCAGCGUUUGCCAAGGAUCCAAAAUUUCUGUUGCGGGAGUAUGCUGCGUGGCUGGACAGCGAAGAGCACGACGUGUUGAAGGCAAUUUGGCCUCCAAAGGCGUAAUGGUGAUGUCGAUGACGAUGAUGGUGAUGAUGAUAGCGGCGGCGGCGGUGGUGGUGUGGUGAUUGCAGGGCUUUGCUGUUGCGGGCAUGUGCACGUGUAUGUGUGAUUUGACAUUUUGGCCGAAGAGAAUUUAGUGUUGUGGCUGUGAGUAAACAAUGUAUUGGUGA